Ordospora pajunii is the source of this 2136-nucleotide messenger RNA. RefSeq lists its product as uncharacterized. Lineage: Eukaryota; Fungi; Microsporidia; Ordosporidae. The record is from RefSeq and is a predicted model, not a curated record. The transcript has a single exon. Bases 1 to 2136 code for a protein of 711 amino acids.
AUGGGGAAACGCCACUUCGAUGUCCGAGAUCUGUUUCCUCAGAGCGAUGCAAACACAUGCAGCGAAGAAGACAGUGUAUAUGCAGAAAUAAGCACAAGAAGAAAGAAAAAGCACGCUCAGGGUACGCCAUCUGUCUUCUCUGCAAGUGAGAUGAGCAUGCUUGCACACAUCGACAUGGACAGCAUCCAGCUGCAAGGCGAUUAUUUGCCACCAAAAAGAAUAUGGAGUCAUUACAAAGACACUGACUGCAAAGAGGCCAAUUGCGACGAGAUUGAAUCUUCCGCUAAUGAAUGUGAUAACAAGUGGAAGAUUAACAUACUUACAGAUCUGAUCAGCAAGAACCGCCAGAAUAUAGAUGCCAGGAUCAAGCUUAGCAGGCUUCUGUCAUGUGCCGAUGCAAGCAGCGUUCUGCUCGAUGCAAGAGACACCAGAGAUGCUUGCCUAUGGACAGAGAUCAUAAGCAGGUGCUAUGUGCCUGAGCUGCUUGAUGAUGCAUUGAGUGUGAUGAAUGGGGAUGAACAAUUCUACAUGAUUCUAUUUGAAUGUGACAAGAGGAUAGAUGUUUUGCAGGCGGGCAUUAUGAAGCAUCCAAAAUCAGUUGUACUGAGAAAAGCAAUGGCCGAUGCAAUUGACUGCAUAGACCAGAAGCAGUGUUUUUUGUACGACUCUGUCGUAGACAUGGCUGGCGCAUGUAUGAAAGCAAGUAGCGAGAAAGAUAUGUCUACAGCUGAGGAUGUCUCGAAUGAGUUUGCAGCGAUGUUUAUUGCUUCGCAACCUGCUAUGCACAUGGUCAGGAGAUUAUAUGCUAAGCUUAAGUGCUGGAAUGUGUAUUUGCAUGCAUUGAUUGUGUAUUUGCUGAGGAAUGGCAACGAUGAUGCAUUAGAUGAUCUUUUUCGCCUUCCUCUGCACAGGAUAGUUUGUGUUUUGAAUGAGUGUGAAAGAAAGGUUCUACUUCCUGUAGAAGCACUGGCGAAUACCGAUGCUACAGUGUAUAUCAAAGGCGUUAGAGUUGAUGCAAUGUGUGCUAUUCCGCAUGGACUGAGAUGUCUGCUUGUGUCGAUGAGCAGGCAUGGAGUGCAUGAUGACGAGAGCUUUCUUGUGUGCUACGGGGUUAUCAAGCAAUGUGUGCUUGAUGAGCAGUUUAUAGAUGAGUUUUUCGUGAUGCGGAAGCGCAGAUAUUUCGUGGAUCUAAUGAAGGCGAAGGAGUACUGGAAGCUUUACAUGAUGCAGAAUGACCUGAGGUUUUUCAGAAAGGCCGAUAAGAUCCUGUGGGGCGGAGCUGUGCAUUAUGGCAAGGAAAAGAAGUUGUUUGUGCUUGCAAGAUCGAAGAUGCAUUACUUUGCAGGUGAUUUUGUUGGUAGCCUGGGUGCGAUUCCAAAGAAGAUGAAAACAAUCAGGAGAUAUGUUGUGCUGUCACAGAUGAGUGUGCAGAUGACGAUUGCUGGGAUAUGCAGCGACCUUCAUGACUAUAAGCACUACUUGCUGUAUGCAGAGCUGAUGCAUAGAUCUGGGAAGGAUGCAUCAGGGGUGUAUGAAGAGUGUAUGAGAAAGUAUCCGAGUAAUGCAGAAGUGGCGGUUGGGUAUUUGAGAUACAUGAAGGCUGUUGAUGCAGAGAAGGCAGCGGAGCUAUCUAAUGAGAUGGUAAAGAGGCAUGCUUCGGACGAGAGGGUGUGGUAUGAGCGAUUUGUGAUAUUUAGGCAUUGCGAGAGGAUUGCACUUCCGGUUUUGUACAAUUCCAGAAGGCAUGUCAGGUCUGAGCUGAUUAAUGCGGAGAUCAAGUAUUACGAAAACAAGCGAGUGCCUGCAGAAAGCAAAUACUCUGGGUAUUAUGAGUAUAAGAGGAUGGUAGACAUGGAAUGCAACUCUGCAGGUGUUUGCGAGCCCUGUAUGCAACAAAUGAAGCAGCAUUUCAUCCACAGGAUAGAGAGCGAUUAUGAUGACGGAGACGGCUAUCUGUUGCUUUAUGGAGUGCUGAGGAAUGUGCCUGAGGAUGCGAUCAAGAUGGCAAAGUUUUUUGAUCCUAGGAAGGGGAUGUAUUGGGUUAGGGUUAGGAAUGUGGUCAAUGUUGCAGAGCGAUUGAAGAAAGGGCUGGAGAUGCUGGAGUUUGAUAUGAUUAGGCGGCACAAGAACAAUUGA